Salvelinus namaycush (lake trout) is the source of this 1412-nucleotide messenger RNA. Its product is annotated as cell surface A33 antigen-like. The transcript is spliced from 7 exons. The record is from RefSeq and is a predicted model, not a curated record. Bases 93 to 1412 code for a protein of 439 amino acids. Gene Ontology annotation, cellular component: plasma membrane. Lineage: Eukaryota; Metazoa; Chordata; Actinopteri; Salmoniformes; Salmonidae.
UGAGCCUUCUACCUGGCCAAGGUCUUGUCCGCGGUCCCUAGCCCACAAAAAACAACGCCGGUAACCGGCGAGGUCGUAACUGUUACUGAUCGAUGAUGGCCUCGCAGAAAGGGAUAUUUGCUGUCGUUUUACUUUGUCUCGUCGUGUCCAUGACUCUAGCUUUACAGGUGUCCAUCCCUGAGCCGUCCUAUGAGUUCGCCAGGGGAGACAACAUCACUAUACCAUGCAGCUUCAAACCCAAGAACCCAAUCAACAAUCUGGUCAUCAUAUCCUGGUUGGCUGAAGCAGACAAACCCGGAGAGCCAGAGGAGUCCAUCCUUACCUCCUACUCUACUGGUGAACUGGACAUAAGUGACCGGUAUGAAGGAAGAGUUUCCCUGGAGCAGGACAUAGCUAAAGGAGUAGCCAACCUGAAGCUCUCCUCCAUCGGUCUCCAGGACAACCGACUAUUCGAGUGUCGGGUCUCCAUCCCCAAGGAUGACAAGGGUCAGCUGGCUGACACCACCCGUCUGGUGGUCCUGGUGGCUCCCUCUGUACCUAUCUGUAAGAUCGAUGGGAGAGCAGAGUACUUCCAGAACAUCAGUCUCACCUGUCUGUCUGAAGAGGGCUCUCCUCUUCCUACCUACAAGUGGCAGGGCUACGACGUCAAAAACAUGCCCAGAGCACCUGCACCCAGGACAACGGACAAGGAUGGUGUCCUGUCUCUCUUCAACCUCACCAUGGAAUCCUCAGGAUACUACGUCUGUACCUCCACUAAUAAGAUCCGCAGUGCCAAAUGCAACCUGACGCUGUCCGUCAUGCCACCGUCUAUGACCUUGGGUUCAACAGCAGGUAUCAUUGGAGGCGUUGUGGUUGGUGUUCUGGUGCUGCUCAUCAUCCUCAUCUACUGCUGCUGCUGCAGAAAGAAGAAGGACAAAGCAGAGGAGUACGCUAUGGGGGUUCCAGAGGGGGAGGAGUUCCACGACAACAAACCCGUGGUGAACGGCGAGGUUCGCCAGACGCGCAGCAAGGAAGGCGACGAUGAAGACCACCCACCAAGGAUUGUGGACCGCCACGACCAGUACAAGGAACGCAGUGAGAAGGACUACGAUGACCACCCACCCAAGAUCGUGGACCGUCGCGACCAGUACAAGGAACGCAGUGAGAAGGACUACGAUGACCACCGCAGCGACUACGAUGACCGCCGCAGCGACUACGAUGACCACCGCAGCGACUACGGUGACCGCCGCGAGCGCUAUGAUGACCGCAGGAACCAGGACGACCGCUACUCUGACCGGUACGAUCGUGAUCGUGUUUACGAUGAACGCAGCGACGGCGGACGGUACAGUGAUCGUUAUGAUGAGCCCUACGAUGAUCGUGACAGACCUCCCAGUGUACCGGCCAAUAAACCUGCUAAGCCUUCUAACAAAUAG